Messenger RNA from Paraglomus occultum, 2640 nucleotides. Lineage: Eukaryota; Fungi; Glomeromycota; Glomeromycetes; Paraglomerales; Paraglomeraceae. The record is from the annotation of a GenBank genome assembly.
AUGUCAAUCACGCCUUUCGACCUACAUUCUCUUAUCCCUAUUGUUGCCCUCGAAGACUCUCAGCCGGCAAAUUCGCCUCAGUCUCCGGCACAGCAGCAGCAAGGCAUGACUACAUUCUUGCGCCGAUCCGAUAACAGGGGGACCAGCGGUACAGGAACUGUUGGAGUGCGUCUGGCUGGGGGAAUUGGGCGGGCGAAUCGAGAAAAUCCGAGAGUUACUAUUGAUUGUGUGGAAACUUGGAACAACAAUAUUUAUAUAGGCACAUCAGAUGGAAACCUUCUUCAUUACGUGCUUGAAGAUUUAGCGUUGCAAGAUACUAAUUUACCGAGAACGCGCUUGAUUUCUAAAAGGAAUCUAGGAUUUAAACAGAAGUUUAUAGAACGCAUUCUAUUAUUACCUCGGAUUAGGAAGGCAGUGAUAUUAUGUGGCAAGUACCAAAAUUCAACUCUAUCAUUGUAUUCUCUGCCGGAUAUGACUCCACUGCCUCCUAAUGCAUUUCCUCAGGUCAAGGACGUAACUUGUUUCUGUCAGAAUCUUGCCCUGGAAGGUGCAGUUGAUAAGGAUGGUUUCGUGCGGCUAUGUGUAAUGAAAAAGCGAGCUGCUAUAAAUUUUCUCACGAUAUCAUUGGAUAGAGCAACAGAAGAGCCGUACUUACCAGGGGGCGGACCCGAAAUAUACGUCGCAUAUCGGUUUGGUCGCUAUGUAUGCGUAGCCGAUUUUCAAGAUUACAAAAUGAUAGAUCUGAAGGAUAAAAAAAUGGUUACUAUUGCUACAUAUAACGAUCGAAGUCAAAAACGAAUGAGCAACCAUGUAACAUCAAUUAGACCGCUUAUUGCUGUAGCGACAGAUAGGGAAUUCUUGACUUUGGGUCAAUUUGUAACAUUUUCCGGUGAACCUACGCGUGGCGUUUUAACAUGGCCGAGCUUUCCACGAGCAAUAGGAGUUGAAUUUCCUUAUGUCGUUGCUCUGCUCCAAAACGACUCUAUUGAAAUUCACGACUUGAUAAAUCAGAAACCAGUACAGAUUUUUCAAAUAAAUCCGAGUGUGGAACCUCGAACUAUUUCGCGUGGAUCCGGCGUACGACUUUUAGUAACUGAAUUGCUCCAGAAGUUAAGUUGGGUACCACUUACACUCCAUAAAGACAAUGGAGAAUCAACAAAGACCGAGGGAACUAAAAAGGGGCAGCCGGAUGGGGCUAUGGAACGGGAGAAGAAUAAGAUUAUAAAGAAAAUUAGCACCGUACCGGCACAAGUUAUUCUUGGUGGAAAAGAUUCAAUUAUGGCGUUGGCGAAUAAGCCAAUAAUAGUUCAAGUUGAUCAAUUAUUAGAUGCUCAUCGCGUAGAGGAAGCUUUAAACUGGGCGGAAAAUCAUUCAAGAGACAACGCUGCACCCGACAUGCAUGACGCCCGAAUGCAACACGAACUAUUCUACACAUAUCAACGCGCCGGUCUCAUCUUUCUUGGAGAAACAUUAUUCGACGACGCAUUGCAAAUGUUCGAAAAAGGUCAUAUAGAUCCGCGACUGAUCAUUCACCUGUUCAAGGAUUUUCAAGAGUUCGUUGAUGAUGAUUCCAUUUACGUGUAUAGAGGUGUAAAAGACCUUGUUGAGCGUUUAGGAACGAUCGAGGAUAUUGUUUCUCAUAGUCUUUCUAAGAACUAUGAUCCACAUAUCAAGCCAAAUGCCUCAACAGCUCCCGAGACUCAAGAGCUCCGUAGGACUCUUAUAUUUAAUUCGAAAGUUAUAUUACAAAAAUUUUUAGCCAAAGAUCGAGCAAAUCGUACUAGUGGUCAUCGUCCUUUAAAUAAUGUUGAUAAGAAGAUAUUAAAGGCUGUCGAUAAUGUACUCGUGAAGCUGUACGCGGAAUCGAAUUCGAGAGAACCUUUAAAUGCAUUACUCGAGAAUGAAAACUUUUGUCUGUUGGAAUGGUGUGAGCAGGUGUUAUUAGAUACGAAGAAAUUCUAUGCACUGUCAUUACUAUAUAAAAAUCACGAAAAAUGGCGAAAAACUUUGGACACAUGGCAAAGAAUUUUGACUGAUGAGCUGCCAGAUAAUGAUUUUCAGAAUGGUUUGAAACGGAUGGGAGAUUUAUUGUCACAAUUGGAUGAUGCAGACUUGGUGUGGGAGUAUGCCAGUUGGGUGAUGCUUAAGGAUGAAGUUAUAGGCGCAAAGAUAUUUAUACGAGAUCCAAGGAAACCUCUUUUGGUUGAACCGACCAAAGUGAUAAAUGGAUUACGGGCUGUUGGUCAAGAUGGUUUAAAACUAUAUUUGGAAUAUCUGGUGAUACAACGUAGAAGUAAGGAUAAAGCUCAUCAGAUGGAGCUGGCUGAGAUACUUGCGUUAUUACCAGAUGUUUGGUCAGUAGAAAUGCUACAAAAAUUUCUUGUGCGUUCUCUUCGUCUGAGCCACCACGAGUAUCGAGAGGAACAGAUAUUAAAAGGAAUAAGUCGUGGAGAAAAUACGCUGGUAAAGCAUGAACUAUUUAAGGCGCGUGAAGAAAUUGGUCCCAUUGUGAUUACCACAAACCUUUCUUGUGCAAUAUGUCAGAAUCUCAUCAGUGAUUCUGUAUUUAUUCGACAACCAAACAGUGACAUUGUACAUCUGCAUUGUGGACAGAAUCCAGGAGCUCGUGCCGAAAAUUAG